AACACUGACAAGGAUAAAUAGGGACUAGCCUAGCCACAGGUAGAUGUUACUCUUAGGCAUGGACAACUUCCGUUAGUGGAAGGAGAGUUACUCGCACCUGGGAAAAUAUUAUUAAGACCGCCGUAGUGUGGGAUUAUAGUUUUAGGGAUCUCAAGCGUGUCAUGGUGAAGAGUGAGUAGAAUUUAACACUGCAUUGUAGCAGGCGGCACCUAGCUGGGACAAUGGUUACAUGUAAAGAAGACAUUUCCCUGCCGUCUUCGUCAUGAGUGCUGUACCGGGUAAGGUGGGCUGGCCCAUCGUCGGAGACCAGUCAUACAGUUUCUACCGUGACCCCACCAGCUUUAUUGAGCAAAAUUUCUCCAACCACCAGUCUCGCAUAUUCAAGGCACGUUUCCUUAACAAGCCAACAGUAUUUGUGGGAAGCAACAAAGGCGUUCAGGAUGUGUUAAAUGAUGAUUCCAGUGCAUUGGAGAUGGGUUACAGAGCAUUUAUGUAUCAAAUCUAUGGAGACAAUAUCCUGUUUAUGAAUGAUGAAGAAAGUAUAGAAGUGAGAAAGUGUCUGUGCAAACUCUUUACAACACACUCCAUCGAGGACUAUCAGAAAACAAUUGAUGCGAUCACCUCCAAAUACUUAAAUGAUAUUGAUACCAGCAAACCCUUGUGUGUGUAUUCAGUACUUAAGCAGCUUGCGACAGAGAUCUGUCUAAGCUUGUUUCUAGACCUGGACUUUGCACACUCUAAAGACCUGGCAGUUCAGAUAUCAAGUCUGACCAAAACCCAUUGGCAUGGGAUAGUGUCAGUGCCAUUGAAUCUUAAGUUACCUAUGGGGAACUCCUCAACUUUUGGCAAGGCCUUGGAGGCAAAGGCCUCUUUGUUAAAAGUGAUAGAAGAGAAGUUACAGCAGAAGUCUGGAUUUACUCACAAGAUGGAGGGCUUGUCAUUCCCUAACAGUUCCUAUAUACAGAAUCACCUGUUGUUGUUUACCUCAGCCCUUGUCCCUAAGGCCAUAGCUUCACUGCUCACCUCCUUCAUCACAGCUACAGGCCAACAUGAUCAGGUGUUUUGUCAGGAUGACUUAUUGUUCGACAAUGCUCUCAUGGAGUCUGUCCUUCUCGAGGUAGAAAGAUUAUAUCCACCAUUUAUAGGUGGGCGGAGAGUCGCUCGAAAGGACUGUGUUAUAGGUGGUUAUCAUAUAGAAGAGGGUCAAGCCUUAGUCUACCUCUCCCAUUCUGCUCACAGAGACCCUGAUGUGUUCAAAGACCCCGAAAAGUUUGACCCGGGCAGGUGGACAAAUGGUAAUGCCAAGGACAAAGAAAAGCUGUUCUGUUUUGGAGCUGGACCAAGGGCAUGUAUAGGGAAAAACUUUGUCAACAUUAUAGUGCAUACAAUCCUGAAGCAGUUUUUGCAGCAGUUCAGAUGGAAGCUCGUGGACAAUCAAGAUUUGUCACCAAAAUGGCUGCCAGUAUCGCGGCCCCGGGAAGCUGUCAUGGUGCAGAUCAGUCGUGAGCAAGAGUCCAUGCUCUGAUUGAAUCAUGUCAUUAAUUCUUGUUUAAUUUUCUAGAGGCUAUUUUAUAUAUUUUUAUAGCUUUUUCUUUUACUAAUAUUUCAGGGUAUUAUGCAAUCAUUACUGUUCUAGGGUGUGUUAAAAUAUUACGUGAUUUAACGGUUUCCUCACCAUUAGCUUUUAUACACAUAUGUAUGUUAUACCAGGAUUAAAUAGUGGACAAAAAUGUCACAAAUUUUUACUAAUGGAGAAUGGAUCUCUUAUCUUAUAAAGCCUGUGGUUUAAUCCAUUGAAGUGAUUUUUGUGCAAGUUUAUUACGACACCUCCAUUUUUCUGUAUUCUUGUUAUUGUAUGUAUUUUGUUCACGACAGCUGAAUUUUUAACAUCCUGCCAAGGUAAAUACAUCUGACCCAUUUACAACUAUAAUUAAAACAAAAAUUUGACUCCACUGAACAUUUAUGCUCAAUAUUGUAUCUUUUGUUUAGUAUAUAUAUAACAUUCUUCAAUAGCUGUUUUCUUCAUACUUUGAUGCCUAUAUUAUUGAGAAAGAUAUUUUUUUUGUAUGAAUGUUUGACAUGGUUUUAUUGCCUGCCCACUUGUGAUAGAUGUGAUGAAGUACUUAUGGACUGCCAUGGGAAAAUGUGAGCCCUAUAAUCCUGGAAUGGAGGAGAGUAGCUGGCAUCUUGAUGAAGAUACUCAGGGAGAUGAGUGAAGCUUAUGUAUGAGUAACUUGUCUAUAACACACAUACUGUAUCAUGUCUGAAAACAUACAUACUGUAUCAGGUCUUCAACACAUAUACUGUGUCAUGUCUAACACACAUACUGUGUCAUGUCUAUAAUACACAUACUGUAUCAUGUCUAUAAUACACAUACUGUAUCAUGUCUAUAAUACACAUACUGUAUCAUGUCUAUAAUACACAUACUGUAUCAUGUCUGUAACAUAGACACUGUAUCAGGUCUUCAACACAUAUACUGUGUCAUGUCUGUAGCACACAUACUGUGUCAUGUCUAUAAUACACAUACUGUACCAUGUCUAACACACAGUCAUGGGUGUAACAGACAUGCUGUACCAUGAAUUAGAAUUUUACAAGAUGCUGAGUAUGCUGUAUUAGAAAUAAUGCGAGUACUAAGUAUUCUAAUUACUUGAAACUUGCAUCACUGUGUUUUUCGUUUUUUUAUCUUAUCCUUGUCAGUGAGCAUUACGAGUCAGUCAUGUUCUCCAUUUUGAUUAAUCUAUUCCCCAGAAUGUUUUACUGUUUAACUGAGCCAUGCUGUAUUCCUUUUUAUACAUGAAAGUUUAGAAAAAAUGAAAUUGGACAAAAUUACCGUACAAAGACUGUGAUGGAAGAUUUUUCUUGUUUUCUGUGUCAUUGUACAGUGUUAUCUAUCACCACCCAUGAAUCAGGCUAUGAACAUUAUUGUUGUUUCCUCACAGCUCCUCACUG
Liolophura sinensis is the source of this 2949-nucleotide messenger RNA. Its product is annotated as putative cytochrome P450 120. The record is from RefSeq and is a predicted model, not a curated record. Bases 263 to 1525 code for a protein of 420 amino acids. The transcript is spliced from 12 exons. Gene Ontology annotation, molecular function: oxidoreductase activity, acting on paired donors, with incorporation or reduction of molecular oxygen; heme binding; monooxygenase activity. Lineage: Eukaryota; Metazoa; Mollusca; Polyplacophora; Chitonida; Chitonidae. Gene Ontology annotation, biological process: sterol metabolic process.